Molecule: messenger RNA, 4102 nt
Organism: Anguilla rostrata (American eel)
Lineage: Eukaryota; Metazoa; Chordata; Actinopteri; Anguilliformes; Anguillidae
Product: integrin beta-1-like
Exons: 18
Coding region: 436-2847 (803 amino acids)
Biological process (GO): cell migration; cell adhesion mediated by integrin; integrin-mediated signaling pathway
Cellular component (GO): focal adhesion; cell surface; integrin complex
Molecular function (GO): collagen binding involved in cell-matrix adhesion; integrin binding; C-X3-C chemokine binding
Source: RefSeq, a predicted model, not a curated record
GCAUUUCCUGUGGGGGCGGGUGGUGAUAAAGCAAGGAUGGUUGCUGAGUUGUCUCUUCAAUCCCCGAUCUAAAUUAGGUACGGAGGGGUUUCACGCGGUUUUUGCGGACACAUUUCAUGGUGUUAAACGCAUCUGGAUCCGUUUGCCCCCGACGCAAAUUCAAUUUUACCUAUUUACCAUAUUCCACUAAGCGACGAAAUAUGGUUUAAGAAGAGGAGUGAACCGAUUGGUUAUAUUUUCCAAGAAAAAGUAUCCAGCAAGACGUAGAAGAGUUCAUUGGGUUUUUUUAAAGGAUUGUGCGGAACACCUCGUCACCACAUCACGUAUGUCGCUUUAAACGCGGGAAGACUACGAUCUGGUUUCGCUGAAAGCGUUUUAAGUGUCUUGUGGCAUUUGCUGUGUCACUGUAUCUUUUGCCUGGAUAUUGCUCAACAAAUGGACCUGAAAGUACUUUUUAUAGCAACUCUCUCGGGGAUAAUUUGUUACAGCUGUGCCCAGCAUGAGGGGAAUGACUGCAUCAAGGCCAAUGCGAGAUCCUGUGGGGAAUGCAUUCAAGUUGGAGAGAAGUGCGGGUGGUGUACAGACCCUGUCUUCCUGAAGCAGGGAGAGCCCACGUCGGCCCGCUGCGACGAGCUGGAGUCGCUGAAGAAGAAGGGCUGUAAUAUGACUCUCAUAGAGAACCCCCGUGGGAGUCACACCUUCGACAAGAACGUGUCGGUCACCGACCGCAGUAAGAGCGGGGCGGAGAAAAUCGACCCCAAGGACAUCACACAGAUCCAGCCACAGAAGAUCACCCUCAACCUCCGAUCUGGUGAAGCCCAGUCAUUUAAUCUCAAGUUCAAAAGGGCAGAAGACUACCCCAUUGAUCUGUACUACCUUAUGGACCUCUCAUUCUCCAUGAAAGAUGAUUUGGAAAAUGUUAAAAACCUGGGAACAAGUCUGAUGAUAGAAAUGUCAAAGAUUACCUCAGAUUUCAAAAUUGGGUUUGGCUCCUUUGUGGAGAAGACUGUCAUGCCCUACAUCAGUACCACCCCAGCCAAGCUCCUGAACCCCUGCACUGGUGACCAGAACUGCACCAGCCCCUUCAGCUACAAGAAUGUGCUCAAACUCACCAGCGACGGAAAACAGUUCAAUACUCUGGUGGGCCAGCAACAGAUCUCUGGGAACCUGGACUCACCUGAGGGUGGCUUCGACGCCAUCAUGCAAGUAGCAGUCUGUGGCGAUGCAAUUGGCUGGAGGAAUGUGACCCGCCUACUCGUAUUCUCCACCGACGCCGGCUUCCACUUCGCAGGAGAUGGGAAACUGGGCGGGAUCGUGCUGCCCAACGAUGGGAAAUGCCACCUGGAGAACAACAUGUACACGAUGAGUCACUACUAUGACUAUCCCUCAAUCGCUCACCUGGUCCAGAAACUCAGCGACAACAACAUUCAGACCAUUUUUGCCGUCACUGAGGAGUUCCAGCCAGUUUACAAGGAACUGAAGAAUCUCAUUCCGAAGUCCGCUGUUGGGACUCUAUCCGCCAACUCCAGCAAUGUGAUCAAUCUCAUUAUUGAUGCUUACAAUUCCCUGUCCUCAGAGGUGAUUUUGGAGAACAGCAAGCUUCCCGAAGGGGUGACCAUCACAUACCAGUCCCACUGUAAGAAUGGCCUGGUGGGAGAAGGAGACAAUGGCAGAAAGUGUUCCAACAUCUCCAUCGGUGACGAGGUGUCAUUCAAAAUCAGCGUCCAAGCACACAAGUGUCCGAAGCAGGGCCAGUCGGAGGUCAUCAAGAUCAAACCCCUUGGCUUCACAGAGGAGGUGGAGAUUGUCCUCAACUUCAUAUGCGAGUGCUCGUGCCAGGCCGAUGGAGAGAAGGACAGCCCCAUCUGUCACAACGGGAAUGGAACAUUUGAGUGUGGAGCCUGCAGGUGCAAUGAGGGGCGCAUUGGCAGACAGUGUGAGUGCAGCACCGACGACGUCAACAGCGACGACCUGGAUGCCAACUGCCGGCGGGACAACGGCACCGAAAUCUGCAGCAACAACGGGGACUGCAUAUGCGGCGCGUGUGAGUGCAAGAAGAGGGAGAACCCAGAGGAGCGCUACAGCGGCAAGUACUGCGAGUGCGACAACUUCAACUGCGACCGCUCCAACAACAAGCUCUGCGGAGGGCACGGCCGCUGCGAGUGCCGGGUGUGCAUCUGCGACGCCAACUACACGGGCAGCGCCUGCGACUGCUCCAUGGACACCACCACCUGCCUGGCCUCCAACAAGCAGGUCUGCAAUGGGCGGGGCACUUGCGAAUGCGGCACCUGCAAGUGCACCGACCCCAAGUUCCAGGGCCCCACCUGUGAGAUCUGCCCCACCUGCCCCGGGGUCUGCGCAGAGCACAAGGAGUGCGUGCAGUGCCGGGCCUUCGGGACGGGUGAGAAGAAGGACACGUGCGAGAGGGACUGCAGCUACUUCAACCUGAUCAAGGUGAAGGACAGGGACAAGCUGCCCCAGCCCGUGCAGGCCUUCCCCCUCAUGCACUGCAAGGAGCGCGAUGCCAACGACUGCUGGUUCUACUACACCUACGCUGUCAACAACAACACCGAGAAGGAGGUCCACGUGGUGGAGACACUCGAGUGCCCUACGGGUCCCGACAUCAUCCCCAUUGUAGCGGGCGUGGUGGCGGGCAUCGUGCUGAUCGGCCUGGCGCUGCUGCUCAUCUGGAAGCUGCUCAUGAUCAUCCACGACAGGCGGGAGUUCGCCAAGUUUGAGAAGGAGAAGAUGAAUGCCAGAUGGGACACGCAAGAUAAUCCCAUAUACAAGAGUCCUAUUAAUAAGUUCCAGAAUCCACACUAUGGACGCAAAGCUGUGGCGCUAUAAGUUCUGAGGCGAGAAUCCCAUCUACAAGAGUGCCGUGACAACUGUGGUCAAUCCCAAAUACGAGGGCAAAUGACGGAGCCUCUGUUCUCUCAUCACAACACUGUAUGCAAAAUAGUCCAGGGCAGGGGAGGGGCAAGGGCGAGUUUGUUUUUUGUUUUUUUUUUUGUUUUUUUUUGUUUUGGGUUUUUUUUUUGUUUGUUUGUUUGUUUGUUUUUUUACAUUUUCUCAAUUUCCUUUGUUUUUGUAGACACAGUAUAAUAGCAUUGUGUCACUCUUUCUGUAUGUUUUACUAACCGUAGUUUUUUUUUGUUUGUUUUUUCUAUGCAUCAUUUGAAAAAAAAGAAAUGUACAGUAUGUGUAAACAUGAAUUUACUUUUGUUGAUGAUCCUUUUAAAUGUUUUAACUGAACUUGUUUUUUUGCCACAGGACUGGCAAGGACAGUUAUGGUCAUAUUGUGCCUUUCACAGAACACAACCCGUAUGGACAUGAGAGAUUCGUUCUAUGCAUGGACUUUUAGCUAUCGGGAAUGUCAGACGGGACCUGAGUUUAGAACAAAGACGUGUAGUGUUGCGCAUUGUGAUAUGGCUGCCCCCUGAACAGCCAUACAAUGGUGCAGUGUGGGGUUGUGUGUAUGUAGAUUCUGUUCUGAAUAAAGAUGGAAAUAAGUUGGGAGUAGAUUAUUGUUUCUGUUUUUUUAUUAUUAUUAUUAUUAUUGAAACAUUCAAUGGAAAUGUUAAAAUGUGUGGGGAAAUAUUUGUCAGCGGAAUCAUGUCAAUGAAAAUUUAUAACAGGCAGCAGUAUUCUGGAAGUAGGUAGAAAUUGCUUAUAUACAAACUCAGGUCCUUUUCUGUGUUCAAAUUCGAAGCUAUACCAAAUAGCUGCCUUAUUUGCAAGACUCAUGCCUUAUUUCAAUUGUUUUGCAUCAACCACCUUAAGCGAACUUGUUUCUGAAAGGGUACAGAAUGUUUCAAUGGUCAGAGCUUGCUUGUUUGUUUUUUUGUACUGUUUAUUAUGUGCAUUCUGAAGUGAAGAGGCUUGGUUAUUCUUUUCCACAUGAGAGCUCAGAAUGAACCAACGCAUUAUUGUUUGAAGAUCAGUGUUAAGGGAAACGGCCUCUUGGACUCUUAAAGACUUUAACGGCACAUUUACUCCACGCCUUGUGUUCCUGUUUUAAAGUGCCUUUUUGUUUCUGCAUUAUGUUCACUUUUGCAAUACUGUCUCUGAACUUAUUUAUUAAAGUACCAAAAAACAACCA